CAUUCACCUUUCUCCAUACAUACAAAAUACAAGCAAUCUUCAUCUUCAAUCUCACCCCAUUUUCACAUCCCUCAAAUCUCUCCUCUUGAUUCUCUUUCAGGCUUCAAUGGCCACCGCCUCCGCUACCCUCUACCCUGCCAUGUCCACCGCCGCCCCGCUCGGCGCCCCCUCGAGGCGGCAGAGGAACACCACUGUCCAUUACAUUUCUGGUCUUAACUCCUUUGGUGGGUUGAAAGCUCACAACAAAAUCUUCUCGUUGGGCGUUCCCGUUUGUGCUGAUCAGUCAUUUGCAAACAUUGUGGGAUCCCUGAAACGCCCAUUGAAGGGAAAGGGAAAGGGCAGAAGCGGCGGUGGGGCUCUGGCUUCCACUUGUAAUGCCGCCGGUGAGAUUUUCAGGAUUGCCGCCAUCAUCAAUGGGCUUGUUCUUGUUGGAGUGGCUGUGGGGUUUGUUCUUCUCCGGGUUGAGGCUUUCGUGGAGGAGUCUGAGUGAUUAUGAUGAUGUUCUUCACUUCUCACCAUUUGUAAGUUAUUUGAUUCUCUCACUUUAAACAAUUCACUAUAUUCAUUUUGCCACUCUCUUUCCAAAACAAUGCAAAACAAUGCCAUUGUACUUAUCUUUCCUCCCUAUCAAA
Messenger RNA from Cucurbita maxima (winter squash), 632 nucleotides. RefSeq lists its product as uncharacterized. Lineage: Eukaryota; Viridiplantae; Streptophyta; Magnoliopsida; Cucurbitales; Cucurbitaceae. The coding region runs from base 107 to 490 and encodes 127 amino acids. The record is from RefSeq and is a predicted model, not a curated record. Gene Ontology annotation, cellular component: cytochrome b6f complex. The transcript has a single exon.